UAGUCUCAAACCCUUUGUCUUCCCUUUUGAGUUAACUUGUUGCGAGAAAGUAAGAAGUCAGCAAACAUGAUCAAGCUGAGGUCAAAGAGGUUUUGUAGAGGCAGCUUUAAACUUGGUGGUAAUGGUGGCGGUACUGGAGGCAACACUGCUGUCAAAGGAAAUGAAAGAGGGUCCUGUGGAGGCACUAAUAAUGGUGAAAUCAAAUGGGAGCUUAGGCCUGGUGGCAUGCUUGUUCAAAAGAGAGAAAGUGGAGAGAGUGUUGGAGAGUUAAUCACAGUGAGGGUCUCAACUGUUUCACAAUGGCAUGACAUCUCCAUUGAAGCAACUUCAACCUUCGGGGAAUUGAAGAUGGUAUUGUCAUUGGUAACUAGCUUGGAGCCAAAAGAACAAAGGCUACUGUUCAAAGGAAAAGAGAGAGACAACAGUGAAUUCUUACACAUGGUUGGGGUUAGAGACAAGGACAAGGUGCUCUUGUUAGAAGAUCCAGCUAUCAAGGAAAGGAAGCUUCAUGGCUUGGCAGGAGGCCAAGCCAUUGGGACUCCUUGUCGUACCAUAAGUGUAUAAUGUUAUUAAUCAUUGUGCUACUAACCACUACAAAGCAUGUUAUUGAUCUUUGUGCUGCUAACCACCAAAAGAAUAGCCACAAGUAAUUUGGUGAUGGCUUUCUCUUCAGUUCUUGGUUAGAGUAGUGAGUGACUUAAUUAAUCAAGGAAUUAUUGUGAAUUUAACAUGUGGAAGCUGAUGCAUAUCCGAGUCAUUUUGCAAAGCUUGCUGUGUUUAUAAAACUGUUCGUUUUUUCA
This is a messenger RNA of Populus nigra (black poplar), 800 nucleotides long. RefSeq names its product BAG family molecular chaperone regulator 2-like. The coding region runs from base 67 to 564 and encodes 165 amino acids. The transcript has 2 exons. The record is from RefSeq and is a predicted model, not a curated record. Gene Ontology annotation, molecular function: protein binding. Lineage: Eukaryota; Viridiplantae; Streptophyta; Magnoliopsida; Malpighiales; Salicaceae.